This is a messenger RNA of Tachysurus vachellii, 2330 nucleotides long. RefSeq names its product acyl-CoA synthetase medium chain family member 3 (gene acsm3). The transcript is spliced from 13 exons. NCBI's taxonomy places the organism in Eukaryota, Metazoa, Chordata, Actinopteri, Siluriformes, Bagridae. Gene Ontology annotation, cellular component: mitochondrial matrix. Gene Ontology annotation, molecular function: fatty acid ligase activity; fatty-acyl-CoA synthase activity. The coding region runs from base 196 to 1977 and encodes 593 amino acids. Gene Ontology annotation, biological process: acyl-CoA metabolic process; fatty acid biosynthetic process. The record is from RefSeq and is a predicted model, not a curated record.
AACAUUCUCUUAAAGACGGCAUAGGGCCUUAAAGUUUUUACUACUUUCUUGAUUAAUUGGGAAAGCUGUAUCAAACCCGAAUCAGAAUCAGAACCACAAGGAAUUUGGUUCCAGCUGUUGGUGACUCUCAAAAAUAGAGCAUAAAUAAUACUAUACUGUAUAAUACUAUAUAUAAUGUAAUAAUAUAACAGUUGUAUGACGAUGUGUUCGCUUGCUCUGCGUUGGCGUGUUUUUUUAACCCACGUGUGUAAGAGGAGCUGCUACGAGUUUAACACAUCGAGCAGAACGCAAUGGCUACAGACUCACAGGAAUAAAACAACAAGCCCGAAAAACUUCACCGACUACAACAGUCUGAUGCUUUUACCCAAACCGAACAUCCCUUCAUUCUUCAACUUCGCUAAAGAUGUGCUUGACUUCUGGGAAGCAAAGGAAAAGGCAGGUGGGAAGUCACCUUGGCCUGCGCUGUGGUGGGUCAAUGAUAGAAAUAAAGAAGUCAGGUGGAGUUUUGAGGAGCUGGGCUUCUACUCUAGAAAACUAGCUAAUGUUUUGAUUGAUGAAUGCCGUUUGGUAAGAGGAGAUCGAGUUCUUCUUAUCCUGCCAAGAAUCCCAGAGUGGUGGCUGGUCAAUAUUGCCUGCCUCAGAACAGGUAUAGUUCUGAUCCCUGGAACAUCCCAGCUAACAGCCAGAGACAUCCUGCAUCGUUUGCAGGUCUCCCAAGCAAAGUGUCUGAUCACAGAUGAGAGUAUGGCACCACUGAUAGAGGCUGUGACUCCACAGUGUCCCACAUUGACCUCUAAGCUCCUGCUUUCCAACAAGGAGCGACCAGGCUGGGGAAACCUUACAGCAGUAAUGGGGAGUGCUUCUGCUGAACAUGUGUGUGUGGACACACGUAGUGACGAGCCUAUGACCAUCUUCUUCACAAGUGGAACCACUGGGGCUCCCAAAAUGACAGUUCACAGCCACUGUAGCUAUGGCUUAGGGCUCACCGUCAAUGGCAGGUACUGGUUAGAUCUUACUGAUGACGAUGUGUUUUGGAACACCUCAGAUACAGGUUGGGCUAAAUCUGCAUGGAGUAGUGUAUUUGGCCCCUGGACCCAAGGAGCAUGUGUGUUCACACACCAUAUGCCACGCUUUGACACUAACACUGUCCUCAAGACUCUCUGCAGAUAUCCCAUCAGCACUUUCUGUACUGCACCAACAGCUUAUCGGAUGUUAGUACAGGAGGAUCCAUCCAGGUUCCAGUUUCAGGCUUUAGAGCACUGCCUGUGUGCAGGAGAGCCCAUUAACCCUGAGGUGAUGAGAAAAUGGAGAGAGCUCACAAGCCUUGAUAUCUACGAGGGAUAUGGACAGACUGAGACUGUUUUGAUUGCUGGCACAUUUAAAGGUAUGGAAAUUAGACCUGGUUCAUUUGGCAAAGCAUCACCAGCUUAUGAUGUUCAGGUCAUAAAUGAAAAAGGAAAUAUUGUUGAUCGGGGAAGAGAAGGAAAUCUGGCUAUCAGAGUGAAACCAGAUAGACCAUUCGCUCUCUUCACUGAAUACUUGGGAGAGCCGGAGAAAACAGCAGAGUGUUUCUGUGGAGAUUUCUACCUCACAGGUGAUAGAGGGAUUAUGGACGACGACGGAUAUCUGUGGUUUGUUGGCAGAGGUGAUGAUGUCAUACUGUCUGCAGGAUAUCGUAUUGGCCCAUUUGAGGUAGAGAAUGCUUUAAUCGAACAUGAGGCUGUGGCUGAGUCAGCUGUUGUCAGCAGUCCUGAUACAGUCAGAGGAGAGGUAGUGAAGGCAUUUGUUGUGCUAACUUCAGAAUAUAAAUACAGAGACCAAAAUGAACUAAUCAGACAAUUGCAGACACAUGUGAAAAAGGUCACAGCUCCAUAUAAAUACCCCCGCAAGAUAGAGUUUGUGGACCAGCUUCCCAAGACAGUGAGUGGGAAGAUCCGGAGGGUGGAACUUAGGAAGAAGGAAUGGAGUCUGCCCUAACUAUCAUAGCUGCUAUUCUUAAGCACUAUUUACACUUCAAAUUCAAAACAUUUAAUCCACAGAACUAAGACCAGUGAAGACUCACAAUCAUUUUUAAACACACUGUGACACACACCGUCCUUUACUAAAAUGCCCUAAUGAACAUAAAUAUGUUUUAAUUUCAGUUCAGGUGAUGAAGUGAUCUGCAAAUUAAGAACAAGUUUUAUUUGGGAAUCAACCUUGUAUCUUGAUUUUCUUUGUUCAAAAGUUAUUUUAAACAGGACAAACUAUAAAAUUAGUCAGUUAUGAAUAUUUUAAUUCAUGGAAUAUUUUGUACUUGUAAACUGCAAUAAAGAAAUAUUUCAUCAUUGUCA